AUGUCGGGCAAUACGGGGACCAUGGCGUCGGACGUACUGGCGUUUUUGACGGAAGCAAGCGAUGGGCUGCCACUUAUUGAGCCGGUUUUAAAGACGCUCAAGGCCGUGCGCGAGAAGGUGGCGACGUUGAAAAACAAUCGCGAAGAACUGGCAGCGCUAUACCAAAGAUGCACGUACAUCACGGGGUGCGUCAUCGUGAGGUGCAGGAAGGGCUCCUCCGGACUGAAGGCGACGCCUCUCAUGGAAUGUGUGAACGCGGUUGGGGCGUUUGUCGAGCGUUGUAGUCGGCGAGGUAUGCUUUCAAGGGUAUUGAAGGCCACGGACGACAAGGAAGAAAUCGCGGGAUUAAAACAGCGCCUAGAAGAUCUGGAGGGCGACUUAAGGCUGGCGGGCAUUGCCACUGUUGGGGGCAAGGUCGAGGACUUGAAAGCGUUGUUGGAGCACGUGGACACUAAACAGGCGUUAUCACAUAGUCAAACACUGGCGAAUCACGACAUCAUGUUCGCCCGUGUGGGCAUUUCUCCGGAGACACUGGCCACGGUUCCGGCGGGCACACCGGCACGCAAGAGCUGGCACGUUGAGCGCCGCCAUGUGAUGAGAGCGGUUUGUGACGCACUCCCCGGCGAAGGGGGGCCGCGCUUGGUGGGGCUGGUCGGCGACAGCGGGUCGGGCAAGACCACGGCUGCUGCCGAGAUCGUCAGGAGUACCGAGGUGCGGGAGGCUUUCUCCGACGGCAUCGUGUGGCUGUCGGUAAACGACGGCGCAACCGAGCGCCUCCGGGCAUUGAUGAUGCACCUGGCCCGCGUGGUGUUCGAGGACAUCGGGGGCAGCGUGGGCCGUCGCCCAGCGGGAUUGGACGAUGGUGCGGCAUACACCAGGCAGCGGAUGCAGAGUGGGCACGGCGGGAAAGGGCUGAAGUGCCUCGUGGUAGCGGACAACGUAUGGGAGGAGGCGGUAAUCUCAAAGCUGCUGGAGACUGGAAUGUGGGUUCUCCUGUCGACCCGCGAUGAAGCGCUGGUGAGAAGCGCAGAGGGAGGGGUCGUAGUCGGAGUUGAUGAACUGUCCGAGGAAGAUGCGAUGUCGGUGCUGAGGAGAGCGUCAGAGCUCUCGCCUGAGCUGCGCUUGCCCGACGAGGCCGUGGAACUGGUUGAGCUGUGCGGGCGCGUUGCGAUGGAUGUGGCGUUUGUGGGGCGAUGGAGCACGGUUCGGGGCAGGUCAGACAGGACCGCUUGGUCGGAUGCCGCUCACAAGGUUCGAUCAAAGAUAGAGCGAUCGCGGGUUAGCGACAACGUGUGGGAUAUCCGUGCAGUACGCCGGAAGGCCGUUCUCCAGGCCGGGUUUGAGGAUCUUGCCAUCGGAUCAGACGACGAGCGAAUUCCUCGGCUAUAUCUUUCGCUCGCCGUGUUGCCGGAUGGACAUGCCUUCACGGCGAAGGAUGCCACGGCCCUGCUUUACGACCGGGCGCCUUGUCCGGAAGACGAGGUAUCGACAGAAGAGCUGAUUAGGACCCUGGAACGCUGGUCUGCGCUGCGCACGGAAGGAGGGGCAUACCGUAUGCACGAUGCCCACUCCGGGUUCGCCAGAGAUUGUGUCAUGGACCGCGGCUACGUGCGAAAGCCUGCCGUGAAGAGAUGGACUCUUAGAUUAUCUUCCCUGGAUGUCCUCCGGUCAUUUGACGAUCCGUUCGUACUUAAAGGUCUAUGGCUAGCUGUGGGGCGCUUAGGCGGAGAGAGUUGGAGAAACGUCCGGCCCUACGCGGCCGCGCUUAGCGAGAUGGACGAGUCAAAUCCUUUGCUCCUCAAGUCCUUGCAGAGUUUGGGAUGGUUCCAAGAUGCACAGGGAGAUUGGCAGUCAGCGAGCGACACGUGCCGCCGAAUCCUAGCGGUUAAGCGGAGGCAGUUGGGGGCUGAUCACCCCCAUACCAUCCUGACUUUGCGAGCGCUGGUAUAUUGCGCCGAGAGGCUGGGAAAUGCCGAGGAAAUGACGGAAUGGCAGGCAGAGCUGCGCAGGGUGCUUCCGUUAGCAGUGGUGAGGAUGCAACUGCGGCUUGAUGCCGGUGAGGUGGAUGGGGUCGAUGAUGCCAACGCCCUCAAUUCCAUCGCUUCGACCAUGCUGAACUUGGCGCCUGAUGAUAGAGGGAACGCGGAAGCUCUUAUGAGGCACUCCCUGGAGAUCCAGGAGGUCAAGCUGGGCCGCGACGACGUGUACGUCGCCUACAACCUGCACCACCUGGGGGUAAGCGUUCAUCUGGCGGGGCGACUGGACGAGGCAGAGGGGUUGUUCCGGCGCUCUCUAGAGAUCCAGGAGGCCAAGUUAGACCGAGACGACGUAUGGCUAGCCUACACGCAACACUACUUGGGAAAAUGCGUCCGACAGGCCGGGCGGCUGGAUGAGGCGGAGGAGCUAUUAACGCGCUGCUUGGGAAUCCAGGAGGCCAAGCUGGGACCAGACGAUGUGGAGGUAGCCAACACGUUGAUUCAGCUUGGCCUAUGCCUUCGAGAGGCAGGGCGGCUGCAGGAGGCAGAGGGGUUGUUGAGGCGGUCCUUGACAACGUUAGAAAACAAGUUUGGUCCAGAGGAUGAAAGAGUAGCCUCCGCGUUAAACGAGCUAAGGUUCUGCGUUCGUCAGACUACGAUUCAUUUGAGCCACCAGGUGUAGUCAUCGAGCCGUGCUGGAAGCACAGGAUUUCAGCAUCAUUGUGUUGGCGAGUGCCCGCUCGUCUUCGUUCUAUCCGUCGCACGGUUGCACGAAAUAUUAAUCCCCAAAUAACAAGCGACUGGGUGGCUUCUUGACGCCCGUCUGGGUUCUGUACAAUUCACAUUUGUCGUUGUACUAAGGCACGAUAUCCGAUCUU
This is a messenger RNA of Ectocarpus sp. CCAP 1310/34, 2854 nucleotides long. Lineage: Eukaryota; Phaeophyceae; Ectocarpales; Ectocarpaceae. The record is from the annotation of a GenBank genome assembly.